This is a messenger RNA of Cinclus cinclus, 2231 nucleotides long. RefSeq names its product transducer of ERBB2, 1 (gene TOB1). Gene Ontology annotation, molecular function: transcription corepressor activity. Bases 442 to 1413 code for a protein of 323 amino acids. Gene Ontology annotation, cellular component: cytoplasm; nucleus. Gene Ontology annotation, biological process: regulation of gene expression. The record is from RefSeq and is a predicted model, not a curated record. Lineage: Eukaryota; Metazoa; Chordata; Aves; Passeriformes; Cinclidae. The transcript has 2 exons.
UAACUCCCACUGCUUAAGGCUCCUGCCAGGGCGCUGCUGCCGGGCCACGUAUGGGCUCGGUUCCCCCAGAAAUACUGCCGUCUUCCCAUAAAUGCAUAAAAAGAACGAGUUCGAAACGAUCGAGCCGAUAUGUUUGAUUAGUUGCUUUUGUGGAUCCGUUUCGCUUCGACAAAUUUACAAGCGUCAGCCUGGUGCGCUCUGAAAGGAGCAUUCUUUCCUUAAAGGACGUGGGGGAAGGGAAACAGCUCAGAUGGAUUAAUAAAUCAUUUUUAAAUGCCCUGUUUAACCACCCAAUCAGCUUUUCGGAACAAGAGCACUCAAGGUGAAGGAUAAUAAUCAACUCGAAUCAGCACUUUGAAUGAAAUUUUGUUUCCCUGUGGCAUCUUCAACGCUUUCUUCUUUGGGUUUUGAAACAGACUUACACUCUGUGGCACAGCAGCUAUGCAGCUUGAAAUCCAAGUAGCACUCAAUUUUAUUAUUUCAUAUUUGUACAAUAAGCUUCCCAGACGACGUGUCAACAUUUUUGGUGAAGAGCUUGAAAGACUUCUGAAAAAGAAGUAUGAAGGGCACUGGUAUCCAGAAAAGCCAUACAAAGGAUCAGGGUUUAGAUGUAUUCAUAUAGGGGAGAAAGUGGACCCAGUCAUAGAACAAGCAUCCAAAGAGAGUGGUUUGGACAUUGAUGAUGUUCGUGGCAACUUGCCUCAGGAUCUUAGUGUUUGGAUUGACCCAUUUGAGGUUUCAUACCAAAUCGGUGAAAAGGGACCAGUGAAAGUGCUUUAUGUGGAUGAUAAUGAAAAUGGAUGUGAGUUGGAUAAGGAAAUCAAGAACAGCUUUAACCCCGAGGCCCAGGUGUUCAUGCCUAUUAGUGACCCAGCAUCUUCAGUGUCUAGUUCUCCUUCUCCUCCCUUUGGUCACUCAGCUGCUGUGAGCCCGACCUUCAUGCCCCGCUCCACUCAGCCUUUAACCUUCACCACUGCCACAUUUGCUGCCACCAAAUUUGGCUCAACCAAAAUGAAGAAUAGCAGCCGUGGCAACAAGGUCGCCCGCACCUCUCCCACCAACCUUGGCUUGAAUGUCAAUGACCUCUUGAAGCAGAAAUCCCUCUCCUCCUCCAUGCACUCUCUCUAUGGGCUCGGCCUAGGCAGUCAGCAACAGCAACAGCAGAAGACUUCUGCCCUGUCUCCUAACGCAAAGGAAUUCAUUUUCCCCAACAUGCAGGGUCAAGGUAGUACCAGUAGCAUCUUUCCUGGUGACAGCCCCCUUAACCUUAGUCCUCUCCAGUACAGUAAUGCCUUUGAUAUGUUUGCAGCCUAUGGAGGUCUAAAUGAGAAGUCUUUUGUGGAUGGCUUGAAUUUUAGUUUAAACAACAUGCAGUAUUCUAACCAGCAAUUCCAGCCAGUUAUGGCUAACUAAAAAUAAACCGAAACCCAAGUAAAUACUAUUGUACAAGUUCAAAUGCACGUACCCAAGGGUGUAUCUUUUUUUCCACCUCUUGAGAUUUUUUUUUUAGGGCUUGUAGGAUGAAUACGUUCAGGCUUGGUUAGAUAAAUACAACAUGCAUCAUUUUUUCAUUUGCCAACCAAGCACAAAAUUAUUUUAUACUGACUGUACAUUACAAAAAUAUACUCUCAAAAAUAUGGCCUCUUACAGUAUUUAAGAGAUAGCAAGGAAGUGGCUAAUUUUUUUAUGUGUAUAUAUAUAUGUGCUCAGACAUAUAUGUAUAUAUAUUAAAAAGUUGGCACUAAUAGGUGGGUUUAUUGGUCUUUUUCUAAUUGUAUAAUUUAAUUUAGUACAAAGUUUGUAAAAUAUCAGAGUAUAUAUAUUGUUUCUACAACAUGGUAUUGCAUUUAUAUCUUUUUACUACAGUGAUCUGUGACAGCUGCAGCAGCUUCAUGUUGUAUUUUUUUUACUGAAAUUGUAAGAUAUCCAUCUUAAAGACAUCAAUUCUAAAAAAAGUAAAAAAGUUGUGUACAGAAUAUUCCUUAGUGGUGGAAUUAAAAUGUAUGAAAUAUUUGCUUUUUUCAAAAGAAACACAAAUUGUAUUUUCUGUUAAAAGUUUAAAGAUUUUUGCUAUAUAUUAUGGAAGAAAAUGUAAUCGUAAAUAUUAAUUUUGUACCUACAUUGUGCAAUACUUGAAAAAAGGUAUAAAAGUAUUUUGAGUCAGUGUCUUACAUGUUAAGAGGGACUGAAAUAGUUUAUAUUAAGUUUGUAUUAAAAUUCUUUAAAAUUAA